AUCAUUUGUAUACCGCUUUUACCUCUAGGAUUAUUUUAGUUCAUCAAUUCUCUUUCGAAAUCUAGUUUAAACAUUUAUCGAAUAUAUUGAAAAUAUGGAGUUUGAUGAACCAGUAACCGUAAAAAAUUCAGUUUUAUAUCCAAAUCGACUUUAUUACAAAGACUUUCGUACGGGAAAUAGAAUUAACUAUAAAAUACUCCGCAAAUUUCAAAAUUUAUCGGAUCAUUUUGUGCAAAAAGAAUUUUUAUACGACGAGAGUCUUAAUUUAAAAGAGGCUAAGCAAUUGUUCGAUAAUAGAAUUAGGGAGCUGGAUGACGGAGGAUUAGAAGCUGAUCCCGAAAAUUACUAUAUACCUUUUCUAUAUUCGACUAAUAAACGAGGCCGGUGGCAAAUUCAAGAAGAUAUUAAUGCGGUAGGUAAAGCGAAAUGGUUGAAAGGAGAAGAUUACUCAAUCUCAUAUAAUGAACGACACAUGGGAAAUUUGACUAGACCAAAUGUCAAGCUACGUUGUAACAGAGAUGGUAUCGUCAAGAAGUCAAAAACGCUAUCACGCCAAAGAGAUUUAAUGGAUACAAAUAAGCCAGAAUUGGAUGAAGAAUGUCCUGUUUCUAUACAGUAUUCCUUUUUUGCACCUGGUGUUAUAACAUCAAACUCAAAAAGUGGGUGUUCAAAUGAGCUAACCGACAAAGUUACUCUAACUCGCAUGAGAAAAAGGAGAAACUGUUUUAUUGAGAGAGAGAAUCUUUCUACUGAUUCUAUUAGGCAUAUUUUUAGUCCACCCGACGAGAUUGACUGCAAGAACCUAACUGACGAUAAAGAUACAGCUAGUCCUUCUAAUUACUCACUCACCUUAAAUGAUUUCAUAGUUGAUCAGCAAAAGAACGAAAGAAUUAAAAAGGGAAAACGAUGUAAGAAAGGAAGAAAGCUCUCUUGGAAGAGUUUAGAAAAAAGUAGGCUAAAAGAAGAAGAAAAAGAAGAGAUUGAAGAACUUGAAACAUUUUUGGAGAGUAAUUUAAAUAAAGAUAGCAGAGAAGAGAUUACUUUUAAAUUUAUACUCCCAGCGAAAUGUUAUAAAUCGUUUUUGAUUGACUGUUCCGAGGAAAAUAUUUAUGUUCUAGAUGCUGAAACUAAUUCGCAGAUGUUCUUGCUAGAUUUUACGUAUAAAAUAAGAAACACUUUCCUAGAGUAUGGCAUGGAUGAGAACGCCGUAAAAAUGUUUCGAUUUUUAGCACUAACCACCUUUCUUUGUGAUAAUGACAACAUCAUAAUGAAAAUGGUUUUAUAUACGAAUAUCAACUGCAAUUCGACUUUAGCAAGCUUCGAAAAUUUUAGCGAAAGCUUUAGUAGUGCAAUUAAUGAGGUUAAUUAUCAUAUUUUUUCAUGGUUGCAAAGUUAUUUACCUUUGAGAGAAUUUUAUGAAAAGACUGAAUCGAAGAAUAAGCAAAAAGGUGAAAAGGAAUUGUUAAAAUUGGUUCACGAAAGUGUGUUUGGCAAUCAAAUGUCUACAAACUACGAAGACGUGUGGUUAGGUAGUUUGAAGAAUUAUUGGGAAGAAAAUAGACCAAAGCUCGAAGAUCUUGAUAUUACUUUAUUAGAAGUUGACGACUGGAAUAUUCAAUGCGAUAUUUGCAUGGAACAAUAUGAUACCUCCGAAGGUCUAUCCCUAAAAUGUAAACAUUGGUUUUGCAUUCAUUGUUGGAAAGAACAUUUGUCUAUAUUCAAUUUCAAUUGUCCCACUUGCCCAAUGGUCAAUUGUAAAGUUCAGGCUAGCCUUCCAGUGUAUUUGGCUAUUCUGAACUUUGAUAGAUUUAUUACAAUGGAAAAGAGAAUAAUUGAGAAAACAAUUAAAAAUGAAGCUUGGGUCUACUGCAAAAAGCCAAAAUGUCAAAAACUAACUAAAAUGCAAGGCAUACAAAGUUCAACCGUUUUUUGUUCAUGCUCAGAAAAAUGGUGCAAACUUUGCGGUUUGGAUGAGCAUUGGCCUUCGUCUUGCAAUCAAUAUCAAUAUUUUUUACAAUUUCAGCAAAAGAUUAAAAACCCGAGAAAUGCUAAUUUUGAUGAAUUAAUUUUGAUUGUCUCUGUCAGAAAAUGUCCAUUCUGUGGAGUUCUGAUUGAAAAAUUUGACGGCUGUAAUGAGAUGCUUUGUCUUUGUAAAAAUUCAUUUUGUUGGAAAUGUUUAUCUCCGUGGAGGCAAUGCGUAAAAGGAUGUAAGCAAAAGGAAAAGGAAAGUCAAGAUAUAAUAUUCACAAAUGAAAAGUGUAUAAAAACACUUCAAUAUAGACAGGCAAUAAGGGAGGAGAAAAUGUAUCCCAAAUUGAAGAUGAUAUAUUCACAAGUCGAGAAAUAUACAAGGCAAAUGAAUAUUCCAUUAAACGAUUUCACCGAGGAAAAUGUAACAGAAACUCUUGUCAACUCGACUUUUUUGUGCAAGCUAACCUCUUCAUUGUUAAAAAAUUGCGCCAUCUAUACGGGAACCUUAAUUAGAGAGGAUCUUCCAUCAGAAAUCUUAAGAAAAUUGUCUAAUCUACAAGAGUUACUUAAUCGAGCUGAAACGUUCGAAAUGAAAUUACAUAAUUUAAUUGAACUAAACAAUAGAAUGGUGUUUAGAAAGUCCCGGCUCGAAAAUGUUAUUAAGACCCGAGAAUCUUUAGAUAAAUUAGUAAAAGAAAUAGUCUUCUCUUCCCGAGAAUUACAAGGAAAAAUGCAAAUUUAUAAACAAGAUACAGCUGUUAUCUGA
Molecule: messenger RNA, 2737 nt
Organism: Dimorphilus gyrociliatus
Lineage: Eukaryota; Metazoa; Annelida; Polychaeta; Dinophilidae
Source: the annotation of a GenBank genome assembly